CUAAUUUUCAGUGGAACCACAUCAUUGGUUUUGUAAUACGCCAUCCAAGUACUAAAUCCAGGCAAUCUUUGGACAUUAGCUGAUGUUGAAUCACCAGGAUAAGCAGUGCGACAACGGAGAUAGUGUUACAUCAAAGCACUUGGAGGACUACUGUAACCCAGUAAGCAGUGCUGAAGGAAAUCCAAAAAAUAACGUCACAAUGGCAGCUAUCCUUAGCCAGCCGGUGUACGAUGUGUUUGUUCAGCAUGACAAAGGUUUCCGUCGAACGGAUCGUAAACAAUACGAAAAGAUGUUGGAAGCACGAACGGAUGAUCUGGUGAGUAUUAUUCCAUCAGAAAGUAUUCAGGCGGCAUUGACGGUUCAAACUGCCUUUCGUAGCAUAUCGCUCAUCAUACAAGGAUUUUUAUCUGGAUUUGGCACUUCUCAUGCUAUUUUUGCUUUCGCUUUUGCCGAUAUUGAUGUACUUCAUAAAAGUUACGCAUGGUUAGCGACGCCAAUACAAGCUAUCUUCUACGCAUGCUUUGUGAUUAGUACCAUUGCAGCACUUGACAGACUUGAAAUAGGUUCUGGUUUAAUGGAUGGCUUGAAACGUGGAUUGAGCUUGCAAAGUGGAUAUUGUAUCUAUGGACCCGUUGGUUGUAUGGUGUUUUUAAGCGGUAUCCGUGCCAUAGCCGGAUUAUUAAGCUGGCCACUUCUGGCUCUUUCACCAAACAGCAAUAUGCUAUUGAUGGAGCUUCGUAAUCCGGAAUCAAUUCAUGAAAACUGCGAAGUACCGUAA
Messenger RNA from Loa loa (African eye worm), 778 nucleotides. RefSeq lists its product as hypothetical. Bases 83 to 778 code for a protein of 231 amino acids. Gene Ontology annotation, cellular component: ciliary transition zone. The transcript is spliced from 8 exons. Lineage: Eukaryota; Metazoa; Nematoda; Chromadorea; Rhabditida; Onchocercidae. Gene Ontology annotation, biological process: cilium assembly. The record is from RefSeq and is a predicted model, not a curated record.